AUGGCGGGCCAGCACCAACCCCAAGCAUCCACCUCUUCUUCCGGUGACCCCCAGCACCAAGCAAACCGAGACUCACUAUACUCUCAACUACGCUGGUCGUCCACCCAUUCACCCAUCAAUCGACGUCGGCGACUGGAGCUACUCCGUUCCUACCUUCCAGACUGGAUCAUCACAGUCCUCCUCGCUGGUUUACUGGCUAUCAUCAACAACGUCCACGGUUUCCGUCGCGAAUUCUCUCUCACAGAUACCUCAAUUCAGCAUACGUAUGCCACAUCGGCACGCAUCCCCACAUGGCUCCUUGUGGUUCUAGCUGUCAUCAUCCCCGCGUUAAUUGUUGCUGGGUUCAGCCUUGGCAUCAGUCGCAGCGUUUGGGACCUGCAUAAUGGCCUUUUGGGUUUCGUUCUAGCCAAUGCUCUCACUGUGACCAUUACAACCAUCAUCAAAGUUACCGUUGGUCGUCCCCGUCCAGAUCUGAUUGAUCGAUGUCAGCCGAUUCCGGAAAGCGUAAACCGCACACCAUACGGCCUGGUAACCGACGCAAUCUGUACCGUCGCUGCAGACAAUCACACUCUUCGCGAUGGAUUUAGAUCAUUCCCCUCUGGUCACGCCUCAACCUCUUUCGCCGGAUUGACAUACCUCUCUUUAUACCUAGCCGGCAAACUCCACUUGUUUGAUAAAAGGGGUCAUGCGGUGACUGCCUGGCUAUGCGGAACGCCACUAAUGGCAGCAACCCUCGUCGCAGUCAGCAGGACAAUGGAUUAUCGACACCACGCAACAGAUGUCAUUGCAGGAGGAUUGUUAGGUUUGACGGUCGCUUAUUGGAGUUAUAAGUUGUACUACCCGCCUUUGGGGCAUGCGCAGAGUCAUAAACCCUACUCUCCUAGGAUUCCAUCAGAACAGCUUACGGGGGCUGGCGAAGAGAGGUAUCAGGAUGAAGAGGACGAAGUUGAAGGUGGUGGAACGAGAGGAUUUAGGAGGUUCAACAUUUCCAACACGAACGCGCACGGGGAUGUCGUGGCAACCGAGGAAGAGAGAGCAGGGUUCGGGAAAACAGUUUCGGGUGGGACAGGGACAGGACAUGGAUUGGAUGCUAGUUUGGAUUAUCCUGAACGAGAGACGGUUCCUCGUAUCUAA
Messenger RNA from Ustilago hordei, 1134 nucleotides. RefSeq lists its product as uncharacterized. The transcript has a single exon. The record is from RefSeq and is a predicted model, not a curated record. NCBI's taxonomy places the organism in Eukaryota, Fungi, Basidiomycota, Ustilaginomycetes, Ustilaginales, Ustilaginaceae. Gene Ontology annotation, molecular function: phosphatidate phosphatase activity. The coding region runs from base 1 to 1134 and encodes 377 amino acids. Gene Ontology annotation, biological process: phospholipid metabolic process.